Molecule: messenger RNA, 7049 nt
Organism: Orbicella faveolata
Lineage: Eukaryota; Metazoa; Cnidaria; Anthozoa; Scleractinia; Merulinidae
Cellular component (GO): extracellular region
Molecular function (GO): peptidase inhibitor activity; protein binding
Source: RefSeq, a predicted model, not a curated record
CUUUCCUUGAGGAAAAUCAUUAACAUUACGGGAAAAUUAAUCCUUUGUUCAAUAGAUGACCGUCACUUCAAGUAGCAUUCGUGACUAAAAUUUACGUUACAAGAAUGUCACGAUCUAAUGCUGGUCACGAAAAGUUGAUCCAAACCUAAGAGGAUUGAAAGAAAUCAAACAGAAUUCUGCAGAAACCAAGUGCUAGCGUGUACGUUGGCGUUGAUGUUGUCAAUUCCUGUCAAUGUCAGUGUUGUUGGAGACAACAAAUCUCCCUAGUUCCGAGUUAACGGCUCCGUUACAUGCCAUGCGAGCUCGCGUUUCGGAAACGAAACGAACAGGAAAUCCACCUUGUUUAUCAAGAGCCGACAUGUAUUUCUCGAAAAGUCUGAGUAUUUGUCAAAAAGUCAAGGAAAUCCACAGGUACGUGAAGUGCAUUCAUCAUAUUUCCUGUUUUGCACCAAGGUCAUUGAUUGUUCGUAUUUACCCUGUGGGCUACGAGGCACUUCUUCAACACCUAACCAGUAUUCCUUCUGUCUGUUUACGAGGCGGUUUUUCGUGUUUGUUUGCCCUUUAAUCCCUGCUAAUUCCAUCGAAUCUCUUUUGCCCGGAAGAGCCAAGCCAAAAACAGGGUUAGCACGACAACACGACAUCAUUGUUUGCCGUUGACAAUCACACAGGACGGUAAAUUUAGGACCCUCGAAUGAGUGUUUAGUUACAUUUUAUCGUGAAACCGCAAGACUUAUCCCCGUACUUAAAACCUGGUUAUUAUCAAAUGCCAAGGAGACUAUUAACGACUUUGGGGACUGUCAAACGUUUCGUGCCAAGGGGAAACGCUACAAAAAUCCCAGACACGGUGGUCGGGAGACAGCGCGUGAUUAACGUCAUCCAACACAAGAAACCGACGAAAGAGCCAAUUGAGAAGCCCAGCGUUGUGUUCACGUUAACUGUGAAUCUGGUGUGAAGUCACCCCGAGUCAAUACCUGACAUAUUUAGUGAAAUGCGGCUUCGUCUAUAGACUUCUAUAAAGCGAAGGAUCGUUUUCCGACGGGCUCCAGUUCAAUUUCGUCGACUAAUGGCUAACGGUAUGACAAGAUUGAAUGUCCCGAUGCUAUUCCUGUGGUUUGUUCUCCUCUUUAAUGCAUAUCCAGCAAAAGCAGUGAGACCCGGGCAAUGCCCAGACUUUCCGCGCCAGCAGAACUGUCCCGGUUCUACUAUCGACCAGUGCAAGUACGACGAAGACUGCAAGGAGAACAACCAGCAGAAAUGCUGCAAGAUUGGGUGCAGAAGGAUUUGUUUUGAUCCCAGUAAUUUGGCAUUAGUCAGUGGUAACAGUGUGUGCCCAUCAUUACCGAGACCCGCUCCGUGCCCAAAUCAGCCGAACCAGUGUAUCAGCAAGACAGACUGCAGCACUGGACAAGAAUGUUGCUCUGACGGCUGUCGAAUGAUUUGUGUUGAACCUCUACUUGCUCCGCUCAAAACUGUUCCAAUAACGAAAGCGGUCAAAACUUUUCAAUGGAGAAGUUGCAAUACUACUGUGGACUUAGGCUUCAUCGUAGAUUCGUCCGGGAGCAUCGGCAGAAGGAAUUACGUUAAGGUCAAAAGCUUUGUGAAGUACCUCGCUAGAAGCUUUGGAAUUUCGCCAACAGGGAGCAGGGCUGGUAUCGUGCUCUACAGCAACAAGGCUUCAGUCAAAGCUCACUUUGGCCAGUAUGCAACCAUAGAAGAGUUUAAUAACUUGGUGGAAGGUCUACCGUACGAAAGAGGUCACACGUACAUUGAUAAAGCCCUUGAACUGGCAGCGUCGCAGCUUUUCCCACGCGCUCGAAAAGAUGUACCAAGAAUUGCAAUGUUGCUGACAGAUGGUGAGCAGACGGAUCCUGAUGGUACCGUCAACCUUAGGGCCGCCUCAGCGCCACUGAGGAGACAGGGAGUGCGACUGAUAGCGUUCGGUGUAGGGAAGAACAUCAAUGUACGAGAAUUGAGGUUGGCCGUGGAGCGAGACGAAGAUGUGGUUAGGGUCAUGAAGUUUGACGAUCUGACUAACAAAGUCAGGAAUUACUCAAAAAGUCUCUGUGAAGCUGCUGUGACGGAACCAAUUCAUCCUGAUGCUGAUAUCAUUUUCUUGGUUGAUACUUCGGCGGGCGUCUCCAGUGAGCAGUUUGACCUGCAGAAACAGUUCGUUCGUAGGAUGGCACGUUACUUCCUCAUCUCGCCACUCGGACCUCGUGCGGCUUUCGCUACUUAUGGUAGCUCGGCAUACACCGUAAUUGGUUUCUCUGGUUAUAGCAGCGACGCCGAGUUUAGCCUUAAGAUCAACACCGCUCGAUUUCUCGGUGGAACUCGAAGAAUCGACCAAGCGCUGGAUCAUGCCGCUGGGAUGUUCCAGAAAACCGGACGAGUCGGGUUAAGAAUUGUCAUUUUGUUGACCGCAGGAAAUUACUACACAGGUCCUGGUGCGAGUAGUGUGUCAUCCGCAAUGAUGCCAUUGCGCACUCUCGAUGCUCAUUUGUAUGUCAUUGGAAUUGGGUCUCAGUUUACUCCGUUGAUGUUCAAGCAAAUGGUUCGCGGGCCCAAAGACAUUUUCCAAGUGCCGUCCUUCAACGAGCUGACGUCUUGGCAGUCUUUGAUUGCGAGACAAUUGAGAUUGACUACAAAUGCUUUCAAGUAUGAACCAGCCUAUUUUCAUUCAGACGUGAUAUUUCUUAUGGACUCUUCAAGAUACGUGGGAGCAAACAACUACAUACUGGAAAAGAAUUUCGUCAAGUUGAUGGCUCGUCUCCUAAACCUCGCCAACAACAGAAGCCGCGCGGCUCUUUACACAUACAGCGACCGCCCUCAGCUUGAAAUCACAUUUGAUGGAUACGAAGAUCGUGCUGCAUUUGACUCUGCUGUAAAUAACGCGCCUCAUCUUCAAGGUUCCCGCCGCAUCGACAGAGCGUUUGCAUCUGCAGCCCAACUCUUGAGGACAAAAUCGAAGGAUUCUGUUCCCAAGUUUGUCGUUCUACUGACGUCUGGCAUGCAAACUCGCACAGCCGACACCCGCUCCCUAGAAGUCAGCUCGCAACAGGUUCGAUCUUACGGUGGUAGAGUAUUUGUUGUUGCCAUUCUCACUGGCGGAUAUUCAAUUCGCGACUUCUAUCCAGCUGUUCAAAGACCCAAUGACGCCUUUCCCAUUGCAUCCUAUGCUGAUCUACUUGCGCGCGCUCCGGCCAUCGCUUCCCGGAUAAUGGGAUCAUGGCGAGCUCCAAACGUCCCCAGCUAUGCUGCCGACAUCGCUUUUAUCUUGGACUCCUCUUCAACCGUAACUCCUUUCCAGUACUGGCGAGCAAAGCGCUUUGUCCGAAUCCUCUCGGAGUACCUAAAUGUUUCACCCGGCAAGUCGCGUGGGUCCUUGGUCACCUCCGGAGAGUCUCCUGUGGUGGUCUUCAACUUUGACGGAUACAAUUCACAUUCAGAAUUCAGAAAUAAAGUGACCAAUGCUCCGUAUUUGGGCGGUGAGCCUUCUAUCAGCAGCGCCUUAAGAGCAGCGGGAAGUCUAUUUUCUGACGCACGAGGUUUGCACCCUUGGGUGGCUAUUCUUGUGACGCCUUGGAGGCCGAAGGACAUACGGGACACUAGGAGUUUAGAAGCUGCUGCCCGUCCUUUGUUAAAUCGCGGGGUCUGGUUGUAUGUCUUAUCCAUCGGAGAGAACCCCUAUGUUGGCUGGCUGCGUCCAAUGAUUGUGGAACCAAGAGACGCCUUCUCGGUGGUUUCAUAUCGGGAUUUACCCGCGAGUAUCGGACCCGUGGCUAGAUAUAUAACGAGUGAUAAUUAUCUCUUUGGACACUCCACAUUCCAAUUGGACAUCUUGUUCUUGAUGGACACUUCAUCGGGCGUCGAUUUAAACGACCACAAAAUGGAGAAGGGGUUUGUCCAAAGAAUUGCACUGCACCUUGGUGUGUUCAACAGAAAAUCACGUGCGGCCCUCGUGGCUUAUGGUGCCAAUGCCUCAGUUGUGUUUGGCUUUGGUGGCUACAGUUCUAAUUCCGAGUUUCUUACGCGCAUAAACGACGCUCCAAGCAUUGGAGGCGAGCGUAGGGUCGACAGUGCUCUCGAUACUGCAGCUGCGUUGCUAUUAGAUUCACGAUCAGUCAUGCCAAAGGCAGUCUUCCUUCUAAUAGCGGGAAGACAGAGCAGCCUAGUAGAUUCCAUACCCAUUCAAGAUGCAGCUCGGCCACUUCAUCAGCUGGGAGCCUGGGUCUAUAUCAUGGCUAUUGGGCAAACGGACGUCAACGAAUUACAAAAAGCUACAAUAAGACCGACUGAUAUUUUCUUUGCGAGGUCUUUCUCGGGUCUUUUUGGAUACAUAGCGCCUGUGGCUGGAUACGUGGCGAACACCUCCGUCAUUACAGGUAUAUCAACUCUAAACGCAGACAUUGUGUUCGUUAUCGACUGUUCUUCAGAUGUACCUUACCGUGAAUACGGAACUCAGAAAGCCUUCGUCAGAUCACUGACAAAGUACUUGAACGUUCAACCUGGUCAGUCUCGUGUCGCCCUCGUACCGUAUGGAAGUCGGGCAAUGCCUGUCGUUCGGUUCGACAGUUCACGGACUAUCGUCCGAUUCUUUUCCGACCUGUCAAGGGCUCCAUACCUCGCAGGAGAACGAAGGGUCGACAUAGCGCUGGGAAUAGCCAUGCGUAUCUUUGGAAACGCGCGGGAAAAUGUACCUAAGGUCGUACUUCUGUUUAUAGCAGGAAAACAAUCGCGUGUUACAGGAGCCCUCCCCCUGCGAGACUCAGUUAGGCAGCUUCACCAACAAGGGGUUGGAACUUUCAUUUUCCGGAUUGGAUCCCAACCAGGAAUAAGAGAGCUACAUUCUGCAGUCGACAGACCCGAGAAUGUCAUUUCGUUUACAAGUUUUGCUGCGAUGGACGCGAGGGUACCGUACGUGGCGAGGCACAUACCGUUUUACUCUGCUAUUUUGGGACCGCUCAGCUUGGCAGUGGAUGUUGUUUACCUUCUCGAUUCUUCCCACUCCGUCACACCGCAGCAUUACAGCGACCAAAAGACGUUCGUAAAACAGUUGUCCCGCUAUUUAAACACAAUGCCUGCUCGCACCAGAGGCGCUGUCAUAACGUAUGGUUCCACGGCGACCGUGAUUACAAAGUUCGGCGACACAAGCACAACAGACGAAUUCCACAGCGCCAUCAACAACGCGCCAAAGGUAGGCGGACCGCGAAGAAUGGACCGCGCUAUCGACUCAGCGCGAAACGUUUUUGCCGAGGCACGGCCGGCUGUACCUAAGGUUGUUAUUCUUUUCACUACUGGAAAUCAACCAGGUGGGAUUCAGACGGGAGUCCUAGACACGUCUUUCCAAAGGCUUUACGAUCUUGGAGCCCGCUUGUAUGCAGUAACCAUCAGUUCAGAAUUUAUUAUAUUGCCUCUGAGGGGCUCUGCUGGAUCAGAUUGGUUCCCGGUGAGAUCUUUCACAAGUCUGCCUGUCUAUGUGGUCCCCCUGGCUAGACAUGUGUCUUAUGAUACAGCUGCUCUCGGUCCUUACGACUUUGUUGCUGACGUGAUCUUUAUGUUGGACUCCUCGUCACGCGUCACGCCACAAGACUACGUGAAGGAAAAGGAAUUAGUCAAGUUAAUAGCAAGGUACCUCAAUAUCGCGCCGGGAAAGUCUCGAGGCUCUGUUAUUGUUUUCAGCACUGAUGCAAAUCCUCUCUUGCCCUUUGAUGGCUACUCGAGCAUGUCCGAAUUUAAUACAGUCAUUGACAAAGCCCCGCAGCUGAGCGGAAAGAGAAGAAUUGACCGUGCAUUUGGUGCUGCCGCGACUUUGUUUCAAAACGCUAGACCAUCUGUUCGUAAGGUUGCAAUACUACUCACUGGUGGAAGACAAUCUCCCGAUGGAGGGUCCUUGGAAGACGCUGUGCAGCUGAUGAGAAACCGUGACGUCACAACGUACGUCAUAUCUAUAGGCGAUAGAUCUGAUGUUCCCGUCCAGAGACCAGAGGAUCUGUUCUACUUGCCGUCAUAUAGUGAUCUCCCGCGACAAGUGCAAUCCAUUGCAAAGAAUAUGACAAAACCAAGAGGUAAUCAAGCGACAGUGACAACACCAGCACCGACAACGCCAUCGCCAACUGCUGCUACAGAUCCGUGCAAGACUGAGGGCUGCAAUGCUCCUCACAAUAUCGGCUGCCGAGUAGUGAAUAACACGGCACAAUGUAUUUGUCCUACUUGUCCCAACAUAUUAAGGCCGGUAUGUACGUCUGAUCAUGUGCAGGAUCUGAGCGAGUGUCAUAUGAAAAGACAAGCCUGUGAGUUGAAUAUCGAUGUUGCUGUUGAAAAGCGAGGACCCUGCGAUAAAGAAUGUCGCAGCGUUGUGGACAUCGCUUUUAUUAUUGAUUCUUCUGGCAGUAUUGGGAGAAGCAACUGGCAGCGAAUGAAACGAUUUCUUAAAGCACUGGUCAGCAAACUGGACGUUAGCGACUCUGGUACACAUAUAGCAGCCGUGGCGUACAGUGGCAAUCCGGAAGUAGUGAUGAGGUUCAGUAAUUUUCAGGGUGUCGACCAGGUUAACCGAUUGUUUGAUGAAAUGCGUUGGCAGCGUGGCUUUACCUACACAGACAAAGCACUUCUUCUUGCAGACAGAGACCUUUUCCAGACCACUAACGGGAUGAGACCAGCCGUGCCGAAGUUGGCCUUUGUGAUCACAGACGGGAAGCAAACCACAACAGGAAACUACACCAGACUUUCGGAAGCCUCCCAAGGAAUUAAAAACAAGGGGAUCACUGUGUAUGUUCUUGGUGUUGGCAAUGGAGUAGAUCGAGCAGAGCUGGAGGAGAUCGCAUCCAGGUCAGACUACGUCAGUGUAACUCCAUCAUUUCAAGAUCUCCUAUCCAUCUCUUCGGGGAUAAGACAGCUAUUUUGUGCCGGUGAGUGUUUGCAUGCACGACAUGAAUACCCGGGGGAGAUUCUUAUACAAAAAGGAGAGCGGUGCUUGACGUGCAGUUUUGGUACCUCUUAGUGUGUUUAGUCUAAAAAGGUCCACAGCAGAAGUGUUUGCGGUACCUUUU